AUGAUCAUGCAGAUAGAUCCUCGUGUGGGGCUACUUGUACGGCAUCCUGGGAAAACGGGUCGACCAACGAUAUCGAUUGAUUACGACCUCAUUGAUCGGCUAGUGGUUCGACGAGAUUCGGAGAUUUCAUCUUUGAUCAGCAUCCGGCUGAAAAGCAGUCCUGAUCAGGGCCUGGAAUUUCUCGUCGACAAGGAUGACAUCGAUGACCUUGUUGGCUACAUUUGUGGCUACCAAAUGAUCCACUGUAACCGACAACUCGUCUGCGACUUCGACGAAACUCCGCCCUCUCAAUUACAACCGCCAACUGAUCCUCCGCCCUACUCAGCUGUUCAUAAAGUGAUUCCAUGCGGAUGGAAUUACUCCAGUGACAUCACAUCAAGUGAUCAGAGUCUCGAUUUGACUUCUGAACCGCCACCGUAUGAACUGGCGAACUCUUUCGCCGAAUCAAUCGACGAGAAACGAACAGCCAGUCCAAAAUCGGAUAAAAGCAGGUCACCACCAUCAUCGCGACGAAACUCCGAUGUGUCGAAGAGAUUGCUCAGAGCCACUGAUUCACUUCUCAUAAAAAAUAACCAAAAACUACAACGAAAGGAAAACGGCAGCCCAGCACCAAGAUCUGCACGACUUAUGGAAUCUGUGUCCGAUUCGUCAGAUGCAGACGACUCGUCAUGGAGUAGCCCCAUACGAAGCCCUUUUAUCGACAACGCAAUCAGGAGGAUGAUGAAUGGGCCGCCAGAUACGAUAGUCUACGAUCCGGGGCGACGUGAAUCGAUCGAGACGUUAAUAAGUAGCGUACACGCCCAACAGGUUCCCAACCUUGAGACGCUCAUUCUCUUCUAUCAGGACAGUAAUGGAGUGAAGUCACCCAAGAUCACUGAAGUCAAGGAGAAUGGGGCGUCCCCAGCGAUCAGGCCGCCAGAUACGAUAGUCUACGAUCCGGGGCGACGUGAAUCGAUCGAGACGUUAAUAAGUAGCGUACACGCCCAACAGGUUCCCAACCUUGAGACGCUCAUUCUCUUCUAUCAGGACAGUAAUGGAGUGAAGUCACCCAAGAUCACUGAAGUCAAGGAGAAUGGGGCGUCCCCAGCGAUCAGUCAAGGAGAUGAGCGCAGUGUGGUGGCUCCAAUGGCAUCGAUUGAAGAAGAAAUGACAAUCAGUCAAAUUACCGCUGCCUCCUAA
Messenger RNA from Cooperia oncophora, 1179 nucleotides. The record is from the annotation of a GenBank genome assembly. Lineage: Eukaryota; Metazoa; Nematoda; Chromadorea; Rhabditida; Trichostrongylidae.